AAAUUCGAGCUAAAUAUAAAACUAAUAAAAAAAGAAAUGAAAUUAAUUACAACCGCGUACGAAAUUCAAUAUAAAAGAAUAUUCAAGAUUUUUUACAUACGAAAUUCCUGACAAAAUAUCAAUGAAAAUCUCGACUCAGAACCUCAACCCUAGGAGUAUAAAGUAGACCCUCAUUUCUAAAUUCUCACCAUUCCAAAACCCCCAAAACUCAAAAAGCUCCAUCACUCCAACAAUGGCGAUCAGCAUCACGGCAAACACCAUGCGCGUUAGCACACACCAAACCUACAACGUCAACUUCUUCGAGGAGGAAAUCUACACCACCGUAACCGACAACCCCGCCGUCGUCACCGGCUGGAUCGACGACAUCAAGUACCUCCACCGCCUGCCCGGCCUCAUCGUCGGCCUCGACGUCGAGUGGCGCCCCAGCUACUCCACUCAACGCAACCCCGUCGCCACGCUGCAGCUCUGCGUGCGCGACCGCUGCCUCGUCUACCAGAUCUUCCAAACCGAUCGGAUUCCGGAAUCCCUAGCCGAAUUCCUCUCGACAGAGUUCCGCUUCAUCAGUUUUGUCGGCGUCAACAUAAAGGAGGAUCUCGAGAAGCUGCAGAGCGACUACGGGAUCGGCGGCGGGGCGCGCUACGUGGACCUGCGGGGACUGGCGGCGGACGCGUAUGGCAUGGAGGAGUUGGAGAGAGCGGGGUUGAAGACAUUAGCGAGUGUUGUGUUGGGGAAGGAGGUGGAGAAGCCGAGGGAGGUGACGAUGAGCCGGUGGGACGCGCGCCGGCUGUCGGUGGAGCAGGUGAAGUAUGCGUGUGUGGAUGCGUAUUUAUCUUUUGAGAUCGGCAGGGCUCUCGGCCUUGGUGAUUUUGAUAACUAUGGUUUCUAUUGAUUGAUUGUUAGGCAAAUCGGUCUUUUCUUUUUUGUUCAUUGUUUUUCUAGGCACGAACAUGUGUUUUCAGGUUAUCUCCACGCUGCUAUUGGGGUGUUCUUCGUAUUUCUAGGAUUUUAUGUUUGAUAACUGUUGGUGGCAGACAAAAGUUUAUGCUUUUACUGUUUGCUUUUUACUU
Salvia miltiorrhiza (redroot sage) is the source of this 1067-nucleotide messenger RNA. Its product is annotated as 3'-5' exonuclease-like. The transcript has a single exon. NCBI's taxonomy places the organism in Eukaryota, Viridiplantae, Streptophyta, Magnoliopsida, Lamiales, Lamiaceae. Gene Ontology annotation, biological process: nucleobase-containing compound metabolic process. Gene Ontology annotation, molecular function: 3'-5' exonuclease activity; nucleic acid binding. Bases 233 to 889 code for a protein of 218 amino acids. The record is from RefSeq and is a predicted model, not a curated record. Gene Ontology annotation, cellular component: nucleus; cytoplasm.